Molecule: messenger RNA, 1497 nt
Organism: Polychytrium aggregatum
Lineage: Eukaryota; Fungi; Chytridiomycota; Chytridiomycetes; Polychytriales
Product: P-loop containing nucleoside triphosphate hydrolase protein
Exons: 9
Biological process (GO): translational termination; ribosomal subunit export from nucleus; translational initiation
Molecular function (GO): ATP binding; ribosomal small subunit binding; iron ion binding
Source: RefSeq, a predicted model, not a curated record
GUGCUCGGUCUGGUCGGAACGAACGGUAUCGGAAAAUCGACGGCCCUCAAGAUCCUUGCCGGCAAGCUGAAACCCAACCUCGGCAAGUUCGAUAACCCGCCCGACUGGGAAGACAUCUUGAAAUACUUCCGUGGCUCUGAGCUGCAGAACUUUUUCACCAAGAUUCUCGAGGACAACCUGAAGGCAAGUGCCAUCAUCAAGCCCCAGUACGUCGACAACAUCCCCAGGGCCGUCAAGGGCCAAGUCGACGCCAUCCUGACCCAGAAGAUGGAGCGCAACAACAAGCAAGAGCUGAUUGACCAGCUGGACCUCGGGAACGUGUUGAACCGCGAUAUCGAGAACUUGUCCGGUGGUGAACUGCAGCGCUUUGCCAUCGCCGUUGUUUGCGUGCAAGCCGGAGAUAUGUAUGUCAUCAUGUUCGACGAGCCCUCGUCCUAUCUUGAUGUCAAGCAGCGUCUGAACGCUGCGCGUGUCAUCCGCAGUCUGCUCACCCCCACCAGCUACGUCAUCGUCGUCGAGCACGAUCUGUCUGUGCUGGAUUACCUCUCCGACUUUAUUUGCGUCCUCUACGGCAUGCCCAGUGCCUACGGUGUUGUUACUCUUCCCUUCAGCGUUCGUGAAGGUAUCAACAUCUUCCUUGAUGGCAAGAUCCCCACCGAGAACCUGCGUUUCCGUGACGAAUCCCUCCAGUUCCGCCUUGCCGAAACCGCCGACGAGGCCGUUGUCGAGAAGAUGCGUCGCUUCCGCUACCCCGCCAUGGAGAAGCGGCUUGGCGACUUCUCCCUCAGCAUCGAGGCCGGCGGCUUCACCGACUCUGAAAUCAUCGUCAUGAUGGGUCAGAACGGUACCGGAAAGACCACCUUCAUCCGCAUGCUUGCCGGUGGCCUCUCUGCCGACGGCACCGAGCAGCCCCCGGAGCUCAAUGUGUCGUACAAGCCCCAGAAGAUUGCUCCCAAGUUCGAGGGCACCGUGCGCAUGCUUCUUCUCAAGAAGAUCAAGUCUGCGUUCAUGCACCCGCAGUUCCAGACGGACGUUGUCAAGCCCCUCAACAUCGAGAACAUCAUUGACCAGCAGGUCAUGAACCUUUCCGGUGGUGAACUUCAGCGUGUUGCCAUCGUUCUGUGCUUGGGCACACCUGCCGACAUCUACCUGAUCGACGAGCCCUCUGCCUACCUUGAUUCCGAGCAGCGUAUCAUUGCCGCCAAGGUCAUCAAGAAGUUCAUCUUCCACUCCAAGAAGACUGCCUUCAUUGUCGAGCACGACUUUAUCAUGGCCACUUAUCUCGCUGAUCGUGUCAUCGUCUACUCUGGUACUCCCUCCGUCGAGGCGGUCGCUCACAAGCCCGAGCCCCUGCUCACUGGUGUCAACCGAUUCUUGGAGAGCCUCCAGGUCACUUUCCGCCGCGACCCCACCAACUUCAGACCAAGAAUCAACAAGGCCGACUCUAUGAAGGAUAAGGAGCAAAAGCUGAACGGCAACUACUUCUUCUUGGAAUAG